Molecule: messenger RNA, 1994 nt
Organism: Helianthus annuus (common sunflower)
Lineage: Eukaryota; Viridiplantae; Streptophyta; Magnoliopsida; Asterales; Asteraceae
Product: asparagine--tRNA ligase, cytoplasmic 1
Exons: 6
Coding region: 94-1800 (568 amino acids)
Biological process (GO): asparaginyl-tRNA aminoacylation
Cellular component (GO): mitochondrion
Molecular function (GO): asparagine-tRNA ligase activity; nucleic acid binding; ATP binding
Source: RefSeq, a predicted model, not a curated record
GGGGCUGUAUCUAUAUGCGUUUCACCCAAAUUCACACCACCAAUAUUAGGGUUUAGACACAAGUAACCGUCAUCCUACUCACUUCCACCAACAAUGGCAGAACCUGCACCUUCACUUCUACCAUUCAACAACUUAACAAUCUCCGACACCGUCACCGAAGCCGACUUCUCCCAGCGCGUCCUGAUCCGCUCAAUCCUAACCCGUCCCGACUCCGGCGCCGGUCUCGCCGGUCAAACCGUCAAGGUCGGCGGUUGGGUGAAGAAAGGGCGGGAACAAGGCAAAGGCUCAUUCGCGUUCCUUGAACUCAACGACGGAUCUUGUCCGGCGAACCUGCAGCUUAUUAUUUACGCCGAUGUUGCGCCGUUAGGUCAGUUUACUCCCACUGGUACGUGUUUGCAUGUUGAAGGUGUGCUUCAGAUGCCUCCUGAAGAUAAACAGGGGAAGCAGUCGAUUGAGUUGAAGGUUACGAAGGUAUUAGAUGUUGGAGCUGUGGAUCCGGCGAAGUAUCCGUUGCCGAAGACGCGGUUGACGCUUGAGUUUCUUAGGGAUUAUGUUCAUCUUCGUCCGAGAACUAAUACUAUUUCAGCUAUUGCUCGUAUCCGUAAUGCGCUGGCUUAUGCAACUCACACGUUCUUCCAGAAGCACGGGUUUCUUUAUGUGCAUACUCCAAUCAUCACCACUAGCGAUUGUGAAGGUGCAGGAGAGAUGUUUCAGGUCACGACGCUUAUAAACGAUGCUGAAAAGGUGGAAAAAGAGCUAAUCAAGAAUCCUCCUCCUUCACAAGAAGAUGUGGAUUUGGCCAGAAGUGUUGUGAAGGAAAAAGGUGAGAUAGUUGCCAAAUUGAAGUCCGAUAAAGCUGGUAAACCCGAGAUAACAGCUGCAGUUGCUGAACUUACGAAAGCGAAAGAGAAUCUGUCAAAGGUUGAAGAGAGAUCUAAACUGAAACCUGGUAUUCCAAAGAAGGAUGGGAAGGUUGACUAUGGUCAAGAUUUCUUUGCUCGUCAGGCGUUUUUAACCGUUUCGGGUCAGCUUCAAGUUGAGACGUUUGCUUGUGCACUUAGUAGUGUGUACACUUUCGGGCCGACGUUUCGAGCCGAGCAUUCUCAUACAUCACGACAUCUUGCUGAGUUUUGGAUGGUUGAGCCCGAAAUAGCAUUUGCUGAUAUUGAGGAUGAUAUGAAGUGUGCAGAGGCAUACGUUAGAUUUCUUUGCCAAUGGCUACUUGACAACUGUCUUGAUGACAUGGAAUUUAUGGUUGAGAAGUUUGACAAAAAGGCUAUUGAGAGGCUAAAAAUGGUUGCGUCAACCAACUUUGUACGCCUUUCAUACACAGAAGCAGUUACAAUUCUCGAGGAAGCUGUUUCUAAAGGCCACAAGUUUGAGAAUAAAGUAGAAUGGGGAAUUGAUUUGGCAUCUGAACAUGAGAAAUACUUGACUGAGACAAAAUUUGAGUCACCUGUGAUUGUGUAUAACUAUCCUAAAGGGAUUAAAGCGUUUUACAUGAAAGUCAACCCUGACAAGAAAACAGUAGCUGCCAUGGAUGUUCUUGUGCCAAAGGUUGGUGAACUAAUUGGAGGAAGCCAAAGAGAAGAAAACUAUGAGGUCAUCAAAGAAAGGAUUCUUGAGAUGGGGCUGCCACUAGAGCCAUAUGAGUGGUACCUUGACCUGCGUCGCUACGGGACCGUGAAACAUAGUGGGUUUGGUCUAGGGUUCGAGAGGAUGAUUCUUUUUGCAACAGGGAUAGACAACAUCAGGGAUGUAAUCCCUUUUCCAAGGUAUCCAGGAAGAGCAGAUCUUUAAGGAUACAUGGGGCCGUACAAAUACACUUAUCACAUCAAAUGAUUCCUUUUGCGUUUAGUAUUUAUUAGCAUUUACAUUUGCUAAAACCAGUUUGAAUUGAAUACACAUCUUGUAAGAUUUUGUUUCUACUAAUUGGUGAUGUUACAAACCCUUGUUCUUCUGCUAUUAGAAAAACAGUCUUUUGUCUUCUCUGA